ACCCCGCCGAAUGCAAUGGGGGAGGAAGGAGAGACGCAAGAAAGGGAGGGGUCCCCCAGAUAAGCCGGGCGGCCCACCCGCUUCGGGCCCCUACCCAUAGCCCUGGGCUUCACCAACAGACACCUCGCGGUUUCAGCCAGAGGGAUCUGGCGCCUGGGCUUGGGGGCUGCGUGCGACGUCACAUGCUCUACGUGACAUCAGAGUGAAGGCCGUGACAUCACCUCGAAAAUGCCGACGGGCGCCCUGGGGCCUCGGAGGGGCCACGUGAGCCCUUAUGGCCUCAGAGUACCCCCCAUCUCGACCGGACCGGCCCCCAGCCGGGCCGUUUACUCUCUGCCGAGCGGGGGACGUGGGGGAAGGGCAGGGGUCUGGGGUCUGGAACGCUUCCCCGAGCCCGGAGCUGAGCCGCGGCCUCCCGCCGCCACAGGGGUCGCCGCCUGGGCGGGUCAGCGGGCCCGCGGCCUCUUGCGUGUCCUGCCCCUGACCGCAGCUGCCCGGCCUCCAACUCGCGGGAAAAGAAAGCUUCAUUGAGACAGCCAGGAGUCCCAGCACUGAUCUCGAGGACCAGGACUCUUCUCCCAGCCCCGAACUAGGACCUCCGCUCAGCUAAAGGUAGGGAAGUCAAGCUGCCGGCAAGAGGAAGGGGAGUUGCUGAUGGAAAGGAUGGUGGAGGGACCGGGCAAAGGAGUGAUGUGGGAUGAAGUCGAGGGGAAACUGUGAGGGUUUUAUUAUUGCCAAAGAAGUGUGAGACAAGAGGAGUGUAGAGAGGAGACAGAUAUUUGUGGGGGGCGGGAGCGGGGAGGGCAGCUGCAGGGUUUUCCAAAUAGGGCAGUCGGGAGGGCCCUAAAGCUGGGGACUCCUCUGUGAGGCCCUACCCCUGGGCCCUCAAGCCAAAAUGUCCUCAGAACAAAGCUGUCCUGUUGGGUUGUUUGUCUGAGGCCGGAGGAAGCAUGCUGGGGGGGCUUGCUGUAGAGGGGCUGUUUUCAGCCCCAGACAGAGGGAAGGCCUUGGCUGAGGAGUUGAGGGUGCCCUGGCCUCUGGUUGCCCAGUGACAGUGGUGGCCAUGUUGGCAGGAGGCUUGGACAAUCCUACAAUUCUACCCUAUCCCACCCCCACCAACCCAGCUUGAGACCUGGCCCUCCCAGGCCCCUUGACUAUGCAGUGCCUGUGAGAGCCUGUGUGCUGGGGAGGAUAUGGAGCUGGCUUUCCGCACAUUCAGGUCUCUGCCCUCUCUGCCCUCUCUGCCUCAGAAUCUGCCCAGAUAGGACUUUGGGCUUGGCUCCCAUUCAGGGGACUUUAGAUCCAAGGGUCUCCUUGCCUGCCUCUCUCCACAAUCAGCUGUCUGUCCUCCGAUUAGCUGAAUGGGGUCAUCUGGGUCCCUCCUACCUCUGCUUCUUGGCUCCUGUCGGUUGCUCUCCUCCUCACCUGUUGCCUCUCUGGGUUGCUCCCCAAUUCUGUGUGCCUGGCUCUCUCUCAAUCACCUUUUGUCCAUCUUCAUCGUUGUCUCUCUGCUGUCUCUGUUUGGCCCCCUUUCAUUCCCACAGUUUCCCUUCUUUUCACAUCCUGUCUGUCUGGGUCCUCUUCUUUGUGUGUUUCUUGUUCGGUCUCUAUCUUUUUAUCCCAAGCAUCCUCUGGCUCGGGGUCUCUAAUCACUGUUUUUUUGAUCUCAGAGUCUCAUACAUUAGUGAAUAGAGGUAAUGGAGGUGAUGAUGGCAGAACUAGGGAAGGUCAUUGUGACACAUAACUAAUACUGAGAAUUUUACUCUUUACGACAGGGAGGGAAAGCCUCUCUCUCUGUCUCUAUGUCUAUCUUUUUCUCUCUUUUCUCCCUCUCCUUCUCCUUCUCUUACUCUCUCUCUUUCUCUUACUCUCUCCCUCCCCUUCUCUCUCCCCCUUCCCAAUCUGAAUCUCUCAAACUGCGCCUCUUGACUCAGUGUUUCAGCCCCUAUCUAGUGUGCAUUUCUCUCACUGCCUCUCUUAGUCCCUGGGUGCUUCUCUUUCUCUCACACGCCCUCUGUCUCUGGUCUUACUCAGUGUCUCUUUUCCUCUCAUGACCUCUCUCUUGGACCUGAGCCUGGCUCAAUCUCAGUGUCUCUCACACACUCUCUCUCUCCGGGGCACCCAGGCCUUCCCUGCCAUGGGACCUGUCAGUGUCUGGCAGUGGAGCCCCUGGGGGCUGCUGCUGUGCCUGCUCUGCAGUUCAUGCCUGGGAUCUCCAUCUCCAUCCCCAUCCAUGGGCCCUGAGAAGAGGGCCGGGAGCCAGGGGCUGCGGUUCCGGCUGGCCGGCUUCCCCAGAAAGCCCUUCGAGGGCCGUGUGGAGAUACAGCGAGCUGGUGAAUGGGGCACCAUCUGUGAUGAUGACUUCACGCUACAGGCUGCCCAUGUUCUCUGCCGGGAGCUGGGCUUCACAGAAGCCACAGGCUGGACCCACAGCGCCAAAUAUGGCCCUGGAACAGGCCGCAUCUGGCUGGACAAUCUGAGCUGCAGUGGGACUGAGCAGAGUGUGACCGAAUGUGCCUCCAGGGGCUGGGGAAACAGUGACUGUACCCACGAUGAGGACGCCGGAGUCAUCUGCAAAGACCAGCGCCUCCCUGGCUUCUCCGACUCCAAUGUCAUUGAGGUAGAGCAUCACCUGCAAGUGGAGGAGGUGCGCCUUCGACCAGCGGUUGGGUGGGGCAGGCGACCCCUGCCGGUGACUGAGGGACUGGUCGAAGUCAGGCUUCCCGAUGGCUGGUCGAAAGUGUGUGACCAAAGCUGGAGUGCCCACAACAGCCACGUGGUCUGCGGCAUGUUAGGCUUCCCCAGCGAAAAGAGGGUCAACGCGGCUUUCUACAGGCUGCUGGCCCAGCGGCAGCAACACUCCUUUGGUCUGCAUGGGGUGGCGUGCGUGGGCACGGAGGCCCACCUCUCCCUCUGCACCUUGGAGUUCUAUCGUGCCAAUGACACCACCAGGUGCCCUGGGGGGGCCCCUGCGGUGGUGAGCUGUGUGCCAGGUCCUCUCUACGCAGCAUCCAGUGGCCAGAAGAAGCAACAACAGUCGAAGCCUCAGGGGGAGGCCCGAGUGCGUCUAAAGGGUGGGGCCCACCCUGGAGAGGGCCGGGUGGAAGUCCUGAAGGCUGGCACGUGGGGCACUGUCUGUGACCGCAAAUGGGACCUACAGGCAGCCAGCGUGGUGUGUCGGGAGCUGGGCUUCGGGAGUGCUCGAGAGGCUCUGAGUGGUGCCCGCAUGGGGCAGGGCAUGGGUGCCAUCCACUUGAGUGAAGUUCGAUGCUCUGGACAGGAAUCCUCCCUCUGGAAGUGCCCCCACAAGAACAUCACAGCUGAGGACUGUUCCCAUGGCCAGGAUGCUGGGGUCCGAUGCAACCUGCCCUACACUGGGGUAGAGACCAAGAUCCGACUCAGUGGGGGCCGCAGCCGACAUGAGGGGCGAGUAGAGGUGCAAAUAGGGGGACCUGGACCCCUUCGCUGGGGCCUCAUCUGUGGGGAUGACUGGGGCACGCUGGAAGCCAUGGUGGCCUGUAGGCAACUUGGACUGGGCUAUGCCAACCAUGGCCUGCAGGAGACCUGGUACUGGGACUCAGGGAAUAUAACAGAGGUGGUGAUGAGUGGAGUACGCUGCACAGGGACCGAGAUGUCCCUGGACCAAUGUGCACAUCACGGUACCCAUAUCGCUUGCAAGAGGACAGAAACCCGCUUCACUGCUGGAGUCAUCUGUUCUGAGACUGCAUCAGAUCUGCUGCUUCACUCAGCACUGGUGCAGGAGACUGCCUACAUCGAGGACCGACCCUUGCACAUGCUCUACUGUGCUGCAGAAGAGAACUGCCUGGCCCGCUCAGCCCGCUCAGCCAACUGGCCUUAUGGGCACCGGCGUCUACUCCGAUUCUCCUCCCAGAUUCACAACCUGGGACGAGCUGACUUCAGGCCCAAGGCUGGGCGCCACUCCUGGGUGUGGCACGAGUGUCAUGGGCAUUACCACAGUAUGGACAUUUUCACUCACUAUGAUAUCCUGACUCCCAAUGGCACCAAGGUGGCAGAGGGCCACAAAGCUAGUUUCUGCCUAGAAGACACCGAGUGUCAGGAGGAUGUCUCCAAAAGGUAUGAGUGUGCCAACUUUGGAGAGCAGGGCAUCACCGUGGGUUGCUGGGAUCUCUACCGGCAUGACAUUGACUGUCAGUGGAUUGACAUCACAGAUGUGAAGCCAGGAAACUACAUUCUGCAGGUGGUCAUAAACCCCAAUUUUGAAGUAGCAGAGAGUGACUUCACCAACAAUGCAAUGAAAUGUAAUUGCAAAUAUGACGGACAUCGCAUCUGGGUGCACAACUGUCACAUUGGGGAUGCCUUCGGUGAAGAGGCCAACAAGAGAUUCGAGCGCUACCCUGGCCAGACCAGCAACCAGAUCAUCUAAUAUGCCACCACCCACCUCUGCACACCACCACUGGCCCCUAAUGGCAGGGGUCUGAGGCUGCCAUUACCUCAGGAGCUUACCAAGGAACCCCUGAUGUCAGCAGGCCCCUUACACUCAUCCAAUGUGCACUGUGGAUGUGGAACUGUAAGCCGAUGUUAUUGCCCUCCUUCCUAGGCCAGCUGUCUGGAUCUGAAGCCAAACAUGGGGAAUCCUGGAUCCCAGACCCAGCACCAAGCUGAGCAGGCCACAAAGAGCAGCACCUGAUUAACUGGCCAGAAUGACAGAGAGCAGCUCAUUUUCUUGAAUAGGGAGGUCAGGAUGGUCAGUUCCAGUAUCUCCCCUCAGUUCGGGGGGAUACAGCUUUACCUCUAGCCUUUUUGUGGCAGAAAAGAUCAGCACACCCCCCAUUUUUGACUAUAACAUGUUGCUAAGUAUAAUUUUUAUUUUAUAUAAAAAGUGUUUUUUUGAUUCCUCAGAGCCCAGGGAUUGGUGCUGGUGGUUGGAGGGACCUGCCCCCCCACUGGUUCAUUUAAUCCUCUGUCCAGAUGCCCUCAGAGCCUAGGCCAGGAAAGCAAAGUAGAAAUCAGAGCAGUAGCCUCAUACUCUUCCUGAUCUAUUCAUUCUGUGACUUCAGGGGUCACAUAUAAGGUCAAUGUUUCUGGUCCCCGCCGGACCCGCACUGCCAGCUGGGAUUGGGUUCGAACAGCUUCAUAAAUAUCUUCAGCAUUUUGUACCAGCUGCUCCCCAAUGGCCAAGAUCACAUCACCCGGCCGCAGACCAGCCCUAUUGCAAAAGAUGGACAGAGAAAGGAAAAAGUAGACAGACCAGUUCAAGGACACAUGUGCAUCUCACCUACCCCCACCUCUCAGUGCAGUCUCUCCCUCACCGGUGUGCAGGGGAGUCCAGGAUGACUUUAUGGAUGAGCACGCCAUGCUGAACAUCAGGAAAGCUUGGUUCUCGAAGCUGUAGUUCAGCAAGGAUGCUGAAAGGACACAGGCCACCCUGUUAACCACACCAAAGUGCUCUCCCCAUCUUGGGUUCACCUCAAAUCUCUCAUCAACACACUGACAACUGUAUGGAUAAGGUAUGCACUAGGUACUCCAGAUACAAAGGCAAUUCAUUUCUGCAUUCUAGUAGUUAGGAAGUGGGACAUAUAUAUAAAAGGUACCUAAUUCCAAAUGACAGAUGGUGUUAAAUCAGUAGCACUAAUCUCAUUCUAAAAUCCUAAGAGAAGCUUUUAAAGAGGGAGUAGAACUUAAGCUGAGCCUAGAAGGAUGGGUCUGAUAUUUAACUAUAUGAAAUAAAAACAACUCAAAUAAAAACCUGAGGGUAGGAAAUCA
Pteropus alecto (black flying fox) is the source of this 5745-nucleotide messenger RNA. RefSeq names its product lysyl oxidase like 3 (gene LOXL3). Bases 2051 to 4405 code for a protein of 784 amino acids. Gene Ontology annotation, molecular function: protein-lysine 6-oxidase activity; copper ion binding. Gene Ontology annotation, biological process: inflammatory response; peptidyl-lysine oxidation. The record is from RefSeq and is a predicted model, not a curated record. The transcript has 14 exons. NCBI's taxonomy places the organism in Eukaryota, Metazoa, Chordata, Mammalia, Chiroptera, Pteropodidae. Gene Ontology annotation, cellular component: membrane.